CUCACAGUCAGAAGAAUGUUUACUGUUAGUCCUGCGAGUCAAAUCUUGGGCCAGACGAGCAACAGCGGAUCCCCGCACAACAAUUGAAACCGGACGAAUGCGUAACGCAACACGGUACUUCCACCAUGAAGUUUUGUAAGAAUCUGCAACGUGUAGUUGAUAUCUCAGACCCUGAGUGGGCUCCGUAUUGGACUAACUACAAAAUGCUGAAGAAAUUAAUCAAGGAGUUACCUUCCUUGGUACCGGGUGAGGAUACAACCGGAAGAGAGGCCGAAAAAAGGUCACGAGCGCCAUCUACCGAAGGGCCGAGGUCAGAUUCACCCGAGUCAUUCGACUCCUCGAUGAUUGCUUCGACUGGAUCUCAGCACCGUGGCGAUAGAACAACAGAAAAUGAAUCUCAUAUGACUUCAUUCGAACAGGAUGAUACAGAGGAAGGGACGAAUCCUCCUCAUGAGGCCGCGUAUAGAAAAGAAGAGCUCAAUCGUAGUCCUGGUGAAAUUGCUUUUUUUAAACUGUUGCACACUGAGUUUAAGAAAGCCACGUUCUUUUUUGACAAGGCUCAGCAAGAGUUUAUUAUUCGAGAAGAACGUGUUCAGGAAGGAAGCAAAAUUAUGGAACAACCGAAUUCUAUCAUGGUGAAUGAGAAAUGGUCCUUGUUGGCGAAGAGUAUAUACAGACUUUACAAGGAUUUACUCCUUUUCGAAACGUUUGCUAUCAUGACAUACUGCUCCUUUUCGAAGAUUCUAAAAAAGCAUGACAAAGUGACUGGUCAUCAGACUCGAAAAGCAUUUAUGGCAAACGUUGUGAAUAAGGCAAAUUUCACAAAUUAUCCAAGAGUUUUGGAGAUGAUUAGUCGGUGCGAGCAUUUGUACGAUGGAGUUUCAAAUCGUCUUUUACAAGAAGGAAAGGAAGGUCUGUAUGAAGAUGAACGCCUCUUUAUCAACAUGAUUGCUCGUUUAAACGAACAAGCCCUUGAUACUGCGGAAGGAGAAGGCGCACCGGAUCGAAAGUCUGGACGUCGUAGUCUUGCUCUUCCGGCCACAUAUCCACGAGUACAAGAGACCGCUGCAGUGUCAACGCUCCGCUCAUUGGUCGAAGAAAACGACCUACGGGCUUCGGCUGCACAUGUCUCCGAAGGUCACGUUGGUGAUGAUUCGGACGGCGAUUCGAAGCGUCCGGCAGAUGAGCCCUCAUCGCCGCCUUCGAAACGAAAAAAGGCUUUGAAAUAGCCCCCGGAGCUGGAAGAUCUUUUUGUCGCCAGUGGCUAUGCAGUGUGCAAUGCCUGCCAGUUCCCCGUUCCGCCCUUGAAACAAAGACAUAUGGAAGCAUGUUGUCUUUAUAUAGGUUUUGUAAAAUUAUUUCGUAGAAGUACUCC
This is a messenger RNA of Phaeodactylum tricornutum CCAP 1055/1, 1375 nucleotides long. RefSeq lists its product with no specific name. The record is from RefSeq and is a predicted model, not a curated record. The coding region runs from base 126 to 1229 and encodes 367 amino acids. Gene Ontology annotation, biological process: cellular response to phosphate starvation. The transcript is spliced from 2 exons. Lineage: Eukaryota; Bacillariophyta; Bacillariophyceae; Surirellales; Neidiaceae.